Messenger RNA from Miscanthus lutarioriparius, 1452 nucleotides. The record is from the annotation of a GenBank genome assembly. NCBI's taxonomy places the organism in Eukaryota, Viridiplantae, Streptophyta, Magnoliopsida, Poales, Poaceae.
AUGGUUGACACUAGGAUUCAACUCUUUCUGCAGCAAGCAGAGACCAAAAAAGGUCACCUCACUUGGACUGUUAGUGAAGGUUUUUUUAUUGCCAUCUUAUUCUUGGUCCUCCACAUUGACCAGGGAGUUUACAAUGGGGAGGAAAUUGCAGUGAAAUUGCUUCACGAGAUAAUUGGAGCUGACGAGAGUCAAUUUGAGAAUGAGUUUAGUAAUCUUUUGAGUAUCAAUCAUCCACAUAUUGUAAAGUUAAUUGGUUAUUGUUAUGAAAUGCAUAAAGAACAUGUUGAAUACAAUGGCAAACCACGAUUCUCUCAGCGCACAUACAGAGCUAUCUGCUUAGAAUACUUGCAGGGUGGAAGCCUAGACAGGUAUCUAACAGAAUCUGACCAAGUGGAUAUCUGCAUUACAAUAGCAAUGAAAUGUGUUGAUGGUGAAAGAAACAAUAGGCCUACUGUAGCAGAGAUCGUGCAUAUCCUCAAGGAUACUGAAAAAAGGUUUCUGGAGGAAUCCAUCAAUCACACACAAUUUCUCAUGGAUCAGAGUUUGUCCAGUGACAUCAUUAAGAGUGGACUAGUUGGUGGAAAAGCAGGAUUAAUCGGUGCGUUCUCGUUUUCGUACAUUGACAAAGCUGGAAAACAACAAACCGUUGGCCCUUGGGGCGCAGGAUACAGUCACCCGCAAGAAAAAACCGAAACGAUCCUUUUUGAGCCAUCAGAGUUUGUGGAAGAGGUAUCUGGGUUUUACGGGAUUCAUUUUGACAACAUUCUUAUGAUGUCACUUAAGUUCGUCACCAACAUCAGAACCUACGGACCUUUCGGAAAUCCGUAUCAUCAAGAUGUGCCAUCAACCCCUUUCAGCUUCAGGGCUGCAGAGGACAGUAGCAUAGUGGGAUUCCAUGGUAGAUCUGGACAACGCCUCUAUUCAAUUGGAGUAUACAUGACCCAGUGCCCCAGCAAUAUGAAGAUACGUCGGCCCCUCCCAAUGCCAGGACAGAUCUUGCCCACUCCCACGAAAACCGGACCAUGGGGUGGAAGUGCAGGUAUAGCCCGUGACAUCAACGAAAAGCCCUGGCGUCUGGAGAGCCUAACGAUUAGCUACUUGGGCCUGAUCGACGCAUUCUCAUUUUCAUACACUGACCAAGCUGGGAAGAAACACAGCAUUGGUCCCUGGGGCGAAGGAUACCAUCACGACAAAAUUGAAACGAUCCGCUUUGACAUUUCUGAGUUCGUGGAAGAAGUAUCGGGAGCAUAUGGGAGUCAUUCUGGGAAUGUUCUUGUGACGAGUCUUACUUUUGUCACCAAUAUCAGAACCUAUGGUCCUUUUGGAAAUGCACAUCAUCAAAAUGUGCCAGCAACACCUUUCAGGUUCAAAGCUGAUAAGGAUAGCAGGAUCGUGGGGUUCCACGGUAGAUCUGGCAAACAUCUCUACUCGAUUGGUGUUUAUACUGUCUAA